AUGACAUUUCCAUUACACAAUAGCUUACCUCGAACACAUGAGGGGUUUUUAAGCCAAGAGGAUCCAGAUUUUAAUAUUAACGACACCCCAUUCACUACUAUCCCUGGUAUACAUAUGGUUUAUUCAUUCCCCCUGGACUAUAUGCAUUUGGUGUGUUUAGGUGUUAUGAGGACAAUGUUGUAUAUUUGGAUGUUUGGGCCAGUCCCUUUAAAACUGCCGAACAAAAUUAUUGCUAGCAUUUCUUCAAAAUUAGUUUCCCUGAAGCCCCACAUUCCCUUAGAUUUUUGCAGAAAGCCCAGACCUCUUGAUGAAGUAAAAAGGUGGAAAGCUACUGAGUUUAGGCAGUUUUUGCUUUACACCGGACCACUUGUGCUCCAUGACAUUUUGCUUCCAGAUUAUGAACACAUUUAUAAAAACUUUUUGUCCCUUCAUAUCUCUAUGUCUAUUCUCUUGAACAAAAGCUUAUCUUCCAACCACCAACAGUAUGCCAAAGAUUUAUUGAUUAAUUUUGUUAAAACAUUUCAGUCGCUGUAUGGACAAAAGUACAUUACCCAUAAUUUUCAUGGCCUAACCCAUAUCGCCGAUGAUGUAACGGUGUUUGGCCCUCUAGAUAAUUGUAGCGCCUUCAAAUUUGAAAACUAUUUGUAUUCUUUGAAGAAAUGUGUCAGAAAAGGAAGUAGACCACUCCAACAAGUGGUGAAGAGGUUGACAGAAUCAUCAAAUUUUUCAAGUACUGAAAGAAAACUGAACAGAUCAUUCCCCUUUUUUGAACAACAACAUUACAAUGGACCGAUUUUUGAUGGAUGCAAUCCAAAUAAACAAUACAACUCAGCAGUUUGUCAAAAUUUUAAAAUAACCACCUCUGCUCCAAAUUCUUGUUGCUUGAUAAAUGAUGGGAGUAUAGUCAUAAUUGAAAACUUUAUCUACUCUACAAAAGCUGAAGCAAUCGUUAUUAUUUGUAGACAUUUCAAGAAUAUAAGGGAUUUCUUUGGAUUGCCUUUCUGUGCAAGUAGACAGUUAAACAUUGCUGUUGUCAGUGAUUUGUCAAACAUGGAGAUCAGGCCAUUUUCUAGCAUAAAAGAAAAAAUGGUGCUAUUAAAAAUUCAGGACAAUAAACAUCUAGCACUACCGCUGCUUCACUGCUGA
Molecule: messenger RNA, 1146 nt
Organism: Macrosteles quadrilineatus (aster leafhopper)
Lineage: Eukaryota; Metazoa; Arthropoda; Insecta; Hemiptera; Cicadellidae
Exons: 1
Coding region: 1-1146 (381 amino acids)
Source: RefSeq, a predicted model, not a curated record